Molecule: messenger RNA, 2169 nt
Organism: Lactuca saligna
Lineage: Eukaryota; Viridiplantae; Streptophyta; Magnoliopsida; Asterales; Asteraceae
Source: the annotation of a GenBank genome assembly
AUGGCGUCCCAAUCACCUACAGGUAUGUAUUUAACUAUAGAUGUUCAUUACAGUGGAGUAUUUUCCCGAAAUCCAUUGAAAUACUUAGACCUCGAAAAGAUAACAGUGCGUGAUGUCGAUUUUGGAGGGUUUUCCUACAAAGAGUUUCUUUUGUGGCUUAGGAAUUUAACAAAUGGAAGUUGUGAUAAUGUGUACUACUGUAGUAGAAAGGAAACCUUAGGUGAGGGUAUUAUAAGAAUUGAGAGUGAUGCUGAUUAUUGGGAGUUUGUUGAAGCUACUUAUACUCCUGAAGCUGAGUUGGAUGUCUACAUUGACCAACAAAAUGAUCCAAUCCUUGAUUGGGCUGAAAAUGAGGUGUUACCAGAUGGUAAUGGGUAUGAUAGUGAAGAAGAGGAUGAGAAUGUAGAAGAGGAUGAGAAUGUAGAAGAGGAUGAUAGUGAAGAAGAUGAUAACUUGGAUGGUAUUAUGGCAUAUGAGCAUGAAGAGGAUGAAGAAGUCCAUACCUUUAACAAAACUGUUGGUGAUGAUUUUUUAAACAAACUUUCAGGUAAGCUUAGUGAUGAUGAUGAACCUAAUGAUGGAAAAGAUGAGAAGGUUGUAUUCCCUGUCCAUGAUGAGAACCAAGCAUGGGAUAAGAUGAUGCCAAUUCUAGGUAUUUGCAGAGGUCAGUUGCUUGCUGCAGUAGGCAGGGAUGCAAACAACCAUAUCUACCCUCUUGCUUGGGCUGUGGUUGUAGUUGAGAGUAAGGAAACAUGGAAGUGGUUUGUUGACCUUCUCCUUGAUGACAUUGGAAUGGGAAAUGGACAUGGGUUGACAUUAAUAUCAGACCAGCAUAAAGGAUUACUUGAGGCUGUCAAGGAAAGGGUACCUGCAGCAGAGCAUAGACAAUGUGCAAGACACAUAUGUGCUAAUUUCAUGAAAAAAUUCAAGGGUCAACAGUUUAGUACACUUUUCUGGAGAGCUGCUGCUUCUACUACCCAGGCUAAAUUUGAGCAACAUAUGAAUGAAAUCAAGAAGAUAGAACCACUAGCAUAUGAUCAUCUAAUGGAGAAGGACCCUAAAACUUGGAGUAAAGCAUUCUUUCAAACUGAUAGGGCAUGUGAUGCAUAUGAAAAUGGUGUUUCUGAGAGUUUUAACUCAAUCAUUGCAGCUGCCAGGAAGAGACCUCUAAUCACUAUGUUAGAGGAAAUUAGAAUUUAUGUGAGGGAGAGACUGUGUAUACAAAAAAGUAAGGGAAGUUCUUGGGGAGACUUAAACAUAUGUCCUACCAUCAGACUGAAAUUGUCCAAGAUUAAGACACUUCAAAGGGAUCCAGAGGACUAUGUAUCACCAUGGUUGACCACAACAAUGUUUUGUAAUGCCUACUUGUACACCAUUAAGCCACUAAAUGGUAGUGAUAUGUGGCCUGAUGUGGAUUACAUCAAGCCAUUGCCUCCCAAAAUGAGAAGAAUGCCAGGAAGACCAUCAACAAAAAGGAAAAGGGAUCAGAUUGAGAAUGAACUAAAGGGUAAUAAGCAUACAGUCUCAAAAAGGGGAAUUGCUAUGAGAUGCAGCAUAUGCAGAGAAUCAGGGCAUAAUAAAGCAAAAUGUCCUCAAAAACCAAGUGGGGAAUCCUCAAAUCCAAAGUCAAAGUCAAAAUAUAAAAAAGCUAACAAAAAAGGUAAAGUGAAGGUUGAAUUGAAUCAAGAAAUUGAUUUGGAAAGUGAUAGUGACAGUGAAGUUCAAAGGGAGCCUGAUAGUGAGGUGGAGUCUUAUGAAGUUGAUUAUGAAGAGGGUAAUCAUACAUAUGAAGAUGUAGACCAACUUGAGGUUGAAGCUGAAGAAAAGGUUGAAGUUGGAGGGGUUGAAGAACAGGUUGAAGUUGAAGAACAUGUUGAAGCACUUGUUGAAGUUGAAGUUGAAGAAGGUGAAUACCAGGCUGGAGAUGUAGAUCAAGUUGAACAGGUUGAAGUUGAAGUAAUUCAAGAUCCAGUUGGACAAGAUGACCAAGGACAGGCUGCAGUCCAAGAUCCAGUGGAAGAGGAGCAUAUGAUGGAAGUACCAGCAUUUCAGGUUCUACAGGGAAAGAGAAGAAGGAAACCUUCAGGAAGAAUCACAAAAAUUCAAAUAAGAAAGAAGUGGGAGGGAAAAGAGGGGAGUAGUUGUGAUAAACCAAUGGAAUUGGAUUAG